Carya illinoinensis is the source of this 2176-nucleotide messenger RNA. Its product is annotated as BTB/POZ domain-containing protein POB1-like. The coding region runs from base 162 to 1892 and encodes 576 amino acids. Lineage: Eukaryota; Viridiplantae; Streptophyta; Magnoliopsida; Fagales; Juglandaceae. Gene Ontology annotation, cellular component: nucleus. The transcript has 7 exons. The record is from RefSeq and is a predicted model, not a curated record. Gene Ontology annotation, molecular function: protein binding. Gene Ontology annotation, biological process: response to red light.
CAGGCUCCGAAAGGUUUAUUUGCUACCUCUGAAACAUCAUCUCCUCGGACAGUACAGACAGACUCCUCCCAACACCACGCGAGCCUGUCGAUACUCCGGCGAUUGAGUUCGGCACGCUUCGACGUUUUCUGGAUCGGUUAGGGCUUGUGGGUUCUUGGGGAAUGAGGAAUUUGGAUAUGAAUACAGAUCUUUUCGACCCGAGGUCGGUGAUGGACUCGGAUUUCUCGCGGGGUCCAUCGGCCGGGGAAGCCGAUUUUGGGUUCGCUUUCAACGACAGCAACUUUUCCGACCGGGUGCUCAGGAUCGAGAUCGUGGCUGACCCGGCUGAAAAUGGGCACGAUUCGGAGGGGUGCACCAGUGUUGCCGAUUGGGCCAGGCACCGGAAGCGGAGGCGAGAGGAUAUCAAGAAAGAAACAGGUUGUCCACCAAGCUCACCUCCUGUGGUCACAAGGGACACUGCUAUACUAUUGGAUGUUGUCAUCCUAGUUCUGGAUCUCACUGCAUGCCCUGAGGAGCAAAUUUUGAACUGUAACCAGCCUGAUAUGGAUGAUGGUGCAGGGUGUGAAAACCCAGAUGAGGAAGUAGAUGCAAUGAGUGAAGAAUCACGUUCAGGUGAUGAAGCUGGAAAUAGCAAUGAUUCUAGUUGGAUCACGGAUUGUCCUGCAGUUUUAAGAGUUAAAACAUUACAUAUUAGCUCUCCUAUUUUGGCAGCCAAAAGUCCGUUCUUCUAUAAGUUAUUCUCAAAUGGGAUGAGAGAGUCAGAGCAGCGACAUGUAACCCUUACCAUCAAUGCCUCCGAAGAAGUUGCCCUCAUGGAGCUACUGAAUUUUAUGUACAUCAAUACCUUAUCCGUCACUACAGCUCCUGCUUUGCUGGAUGUUCUUAUGGCUGCAGACAAAUAUGAGGUCGCCUCUUGCAUGAGGUAUUGCAGUCGACUAUUGCGGAAUAUGCCAAUGACACCUGAGUCUGCAUUGCAUUAUCUUGAGCUUCCUUCCAGUGUUUUAAUCGGUGAAGCGGUCCAGCCAUUGACUGACACUGCAAAGCAGUACCUUGCUGCCUACUAUAAGGACAUCACCAAGUUCCAGGAAGAGGUGAUGGCCUUGCCCCUUGCUGGAGUAGAGGCAGUAUUGUCCAGUGAUGAUCUCCAGGUUGCAUCAGAGGAUACUGUGUAUGACUUUGUGUUGAAAUGGGCUAGGAAUCAGUACCCAAAACUGGAGGAGCGGAGAGAAAUCCUUGGCAUGCGCCUGGCACGCUUCAUUCGCUUCCCUUUCAUGAGCUGCCGGAAGCUUAGGAAGGUUUUAACCUGUAAUGAUUUUGAUAAUGAUGUGGCAUCCAAACUCGUAAUGGAGGCCCUCUUUUUUAAGGCCGAGGUGCCACACCGCCAACGCAUUCUGGUUGCAGAAGAGUCCAACACCCCAGCCCGUCGCUAUGUGGAGCGGGCCUACAAGUACCGCCCUGUCAAGGUGGUAGAAUUUGAACUUCCCAGACAGCAGUGCGUGGUUUACCUGGACCUGAAGCGGGAAGAGUGUGCAAAUUUGUUCCCUUCUGGACGGGUGUAUUCACAGGCAUUCCAUCUGGGUGGCCAAGGGUUCUUCCUGUCGGCUCACUGCAACAUGGACCAGCAGAACUCUUUCCACUGCUUUGGGCUGUUUUUAGGGAUGCAGGAAAAGGGGUCAGUGACAUUUGCAGUAGACUAUGAAUUUGCAGCAAGAUCAAAACCAACCGAGGAAUUUGUCAGUAAAUACAAAGGCAACUACACAUUCACCGGGGGCAAGGCAGUCGGCUACCGAAACUUAUUUGCUAUACCAUGGACUUCCUUCAUGGCUGAUGAUAGUCUCUACUUUAUCAAUGGAGUCCUCCACCUCAGAGCUGAGCUUACCAUCAGGCUCUGACUCCACGCAAUUCCUGUUUCUUAAAGCUGUAGAUCGAUUUGCCCUUUUAAUUGGUGGGCCUAACCUUUUCUUUUGUUCUGUUUUCCCAGCACCUUUUCUCCCAAAUGCUUGUAAUAAACCAGGCAUUACUCUCCUCUCGAGAUACUUUCUGUAGCAGAUUGUUGAGUGAUGAUUCCAAAUAAUUCUCUCGUUCUGAGUCUACUUGUGCGUGGAAGGAACGAGGGUAAAAUGUAAAUAGGUUUGAGUAGGUUGCAGAAUCAAUACCGUUUUCGAGUUCUGUUUUC